Molecule: messenger RNA, 2385 nt
Organism: Prunus armeniaca (apricot)
Lineage: Eukaryota; Viridiplantae; Streptophyta; Magnoliopsida; Rosales; Rosaceae
Source: the annotation of a GenBank genome assembly
AUGGUAGAUAAAGGUUUCAUCCGACCUAGUUUUUCACCUUGGGGCGCUCCAGUGUUAUUUGUUAAGAAGAAGGAUGGAACCAUGAGGUUAUGUAUUGACUACAGACAGUUGAACAAGGUCACAGUGCGAAAUAAGUAUCCUUUGCCUCGCAUUGAUGAUUUGUUCGACCAGUUAAAGGGUGCCAAGGUAUUCCCUAAGAUUGAUCUAAGAUCUGGGUAUCAUCAGUUACGGAUUAGAGAAGAGGAUGUGCCUAAGACAGCUUUUCGAACGAGAUAUGGGCACUAUGAGUUCUUGGUGAUGCCAUUUGGGUUGACGAAUGCGCCCACUGCGUUUAUGGAUCUCAUGAACAGGGUGUUCCGACGUUACUUGGAUCGUUUUGUGAUUGUGUUCAUAGACGACAUUCUGGUGUAUUCCAAGAGUCAGAAGGCACACAUGAAACAUUUGGAAAUUGUGCUGAAGACUUUGAGGAGGAGGCAGUUGUAUGCCAAAUUGAGUAAAUGCCAGUUCUGGUUGGACAGAGUUAGUUUCUUGGGGCAUGUGAUCUCUGCAGAGGGUAUUUAUGUUGAUCCCCAGAAGAUUGAGGCAGUAGUGAACUGCCCACAACCAACUAGUGUUACGGAGUUUGAAUGGUCAGAUGAGUGUGAGGAGAGCUUCAAUGAACUCAAGACCAGGUUGACCACUGCUCCGGUUUUAGCACUUCAAGAUGAUAGCGGGAACUUCGUUAUCUACAAUGAUGCAUCCCAACAGGGACUUGGUUGUGUGCUAAGGCAGCAUGGUAGGGUGAUCGCUUAUGCUUCUAGGCAACUUAAGAAGCAUGAGUUGAAUUACCCUGUUCAUGAUUUGGAGUUAGCUGCAGUGCAUCAUCCGGGAAGAGCUAAUGUUGUAGCUGAUGCACUCAGCAGAAAAUCCCCAAGAUCUAUAGCUUAUUUCAGAGGGAGAUAUGUGCCAAUUAUGGUGGAGAUGAGGAAGCUCAGAGUUGAACUAAGUGUGGAUGAUCAGGGAGCAUUGUUAGCUACUCUCCAUGUGAGACCAGUACUAGUGGAGCUAAUUGUCGCCGCCCAAUCCCAGGAUCCUUUGAUUUGCACAUUGCGAUUAGAGGUGGAGAAUGGUGACAGAAAUGACUGUUCAGUAAGAAAUGAUGGAGCUUUAAUGGUGGGAACCAGGCUAUAUGUCCCUAAUGAUCAAGCCUUAAAAAGGGAAAUUCUUGAGGAGGCUCAUAGUUCAGCUUUUGCAAUGCAUCCUGGAAGCACUAAGAUGUAUCAUACCUUGAGAGAGCAUUACGGGUGGCCUUUUAUGAAGAAAGAGAUAGCAGAAUAUGUCAAUAAGUGCUUAAUUUGCCAGCAAAUGAAAGCUGAACGGCAGAAACCAUCAGGGUUGUUGCAACCACUUCCAAUUCCUGAAUGGAAAUGGGAGCAUAUUACCAUGGAUUUCGUGUUCAAGCUUCCCCGAACACAAAAUAAGCAUGAUGGAGUUUGGGUAAUCGUGGAUCGACUCACUAAAUCCGCUCAUUUUCUACCAGUGAGAGCAAACUACACCCUAAAUAAGUUGGCCAAGAUCUUCAUAGAUGAGAUAGUGAGACUUCAUGGAGUGCCAGUAUCUAUUAUUUCAGAUAGAGAUCCACGGUUUACUUCCCGUUUUUGGGCGAGGUUAAAUGAAGCUUUUGGAACUCAAUUGCGGUUUAGUACUGCAUUUCACCCCCAGACAGAUGGUCAAUCUGAGAGGAUAAUCCAGACUUUAGAAGACAUGCUGAGAGCUUGCGCACUGCAGUUCCGGGGUGACUGGGAUGAGAAGUUGCCACUUAUGGAAUUUGCCUAUAAUAAUAGUUACCAGGCGAGUAUUAAGAUGUCCCCAUAUGAUGCCUUGUAUGGGAAACAAUGUAGAACUCCAUUCUAUUGGGAUGAAGUGGGUGAGAACAGAUUGGAGGUGUCCGAUGAUGUUGAACGGACAAAGGAACAGGUGAAAAUAAUUAGAGAACGACUCAAGGCAGCCCAAGACCGACAGAAGAGUUAUGCGGACAAUAGAAGGAAAGACCUUCAGUUUAAGGUUGGUGAUUGGGUAUUUCCGAAGUUAUCACUUUGGAAGGGCAUAAUGAGAUUUGGAAAGCGGGGAAAACUAAGUCCUCGCUAUAUUGGGCCUUAUAAGAUAGUGGAGCGUGUUGGCCCAGUAGCUUACAGGCUUGCUUUGCCUUCAGAUCUUUCCCGGUUACACGAUGUGUUUCAUGUUUCAAUGCUUCGAAAGUAUAUGUCUGAUCCUUCUCAUGUCUUGGAAGAACGACCAAUAGAGUUGCAAGAAGAUUUGACUUAUGUGGAGCAACUAGUUCAGAUUUUGGAUUGGAAGAUGCAACUGUUACGAUCGAGAGAGAUCCUUCUUGUGAAGGUCUUGUAG